AUGGCUUCUAAAGCGUUCAGCCUCGCGCUGCAGGGAGGCGCAGCCUCCGUGGCUAGAAGCAGCGUCUACAGAUUUGCUGCUGCUCCAGCAGCAGCAGCAGCAGCAGCGGCGACAGCAGCAGCAGCAGCAGCAGCAACGCACACAGCAGCGCGGCAGCCGCCUCUAGACAGAAUGUGCACAGCAGCAGCGAGGCCCGCAGCAACAGCAAAUCUAGGGGCAGCAGCAGCAGCAGCAGCAGCAGCAGCAGUAACAAAAAAAGCAGCAGCAGCAGCUGCUGCUGCUGCUCUCCUUCGCAGUUUUCACUCUGCGUCGGCGUCGAAUGGACAGCAGCAGCAGCAGCAGGACAAGCAGCAGCAGGAACAGCAACAGCAGCUGCAGCAGCAGCAGCAGCAGCAGCAAGAAGAGCGAGGCACCCAGCAGAAUUCCAAGACGUCGGCUUCUUCCAUGAGCGAUGAAGAGCUGGAGGCGAAGCUGCUGCAGCUGGUGGAGAAAACCCCCGUGGUGCUGUUUAUGAAGGGAAGGCCCGAAGCCCCUCUUUGCGGCUUCUCGGCGAGGGCUUUGCUGCUGCUGGAAGCAGCAGGAGUUCGGGAGUACACUUUCGUCGACUGCAGCAUUCCGCAGCAGCUGCCGCAGCAGCAGCAGCAGCAGCAGCAGCAGCAGCAGCGGCAGCAGCAGGAGCGGCAGGAGCAGGAGCGGAGGGAGCAGCAGGGGGCAGCGGGGGCUGCCUCUCAGCAGCAGCAGCAGCAGCAGCAGCAGCAGCAGCAGCUGCAGCAGCAGCAGCAGCAGCAGCAGCAGCAGCAGCAGCUGCAGCAGCUGCAGCAGCGGCGGCAGCAGCUGGGGAGGUGCGUGAAGCGGGUCUUCGACUGGCCCACUUUCCCGCUGCUGGUGGUUAAGGGCAAAGUUGUUGGAGGGGCUGAUGUGCUGCAGGCGCUGCAGCAGCAGGGGCAGCUAGCUGCGCUCUUCAAGGGCCUUUCAGACAGCAGCAGCAGCAGCAGCAGCAGCAGCAGCAGCAGCGGCAGCGGCAGCAGCAGCAGCGGCAGCGGCGACGGCGGCAGCAGCAGCUAG
This is a messenger RNA of Eimeria necatrix, 1065 nucleotides long. RefSeq lists its product as hypothetical. The transcript is spliced from 3 exons. Bases 1 to 1065 code for a protein of 354 amino acids. Lineage: Eukaryota; Apicomplexa; Conoidasida; Eucoccidiorida; Eimeriidae. The record is from RefSeq and is a predicted model, not a curated record.